This is a messenger RNA of Myripristis murdjan (pinecone soldierfish), 1128 nucleotides long. It is a transcript of the gene crabp1a, whose product is annotated as cellular retinoic acid binding protein 1a. Gene Ontology annotation, molecular function: lipid binding. Lineage: Eukaryota; Metazoa; Chordata; Actinopteri; Holocentriformes; Holocentridae. The transcript is spliced from 4 exons. The record is from RefSeq and is a predicted model, not a curated record. The coding region runs from base 388 to 801 and encodes 137 amino acids.
GGGAGGGACCUCCUCUGACUCCCAUUAAAGACAGUAGCUAUAACGGAGCUGAGACAAGGUUGCAGCUGGCAGACCGAGGACCUCACUGAGACACACAGAGGAAGAGACAGUGUGUGAGAGUGUACGUGUGUGUCAAGGAGAGUGGAAACAGGCUGCAACAAGGGAGCCCAGAAAGACACUUGAUGUAACAGUGUGAAAGAGGCAGAGGCCAGUGCAGAGGAGACAGUAUAGAGAGGGAAGGAGGAGGGUUAGGAAGAGUGAGAGAGAGAGACAUUGGGAGAGAGAGAGAGAGAGAAAGAGGUAAGAAAGGGGAAGAGAAAGACAUCAGAGCGUGGAACAGGUCCUUUUUUGCAGACGAAGAAGCCCUGACAGUCAUCCUCAGCAGACAUGCCCAACUUUGCCGGCACCUGGAAGAUGAAGAGCAGUGAGAAUUUUGAUGAACUUCUCAAAGCCCUGGGUGUGAACGCCAUGCUGAGGAAAGUGGCCGGGGCGGCGGCUGCCAAGCCCCACGUGGAAAUCCGCCAGGAUGGUGAGCAGUUCUACAUCAAGACAUCCACCAGCGUGCGCACCACCGAGAUCAACUUCCACAUUGGUGAGGAGUUUGACGAGGAGACAGUGGACGGAAGAAAAUGCAAGAGCCUUGCCACCUGGGAGAAAGAGAACAAGAUCUACUGCCAGCAGACUCUGGUAGAUGGUGACGGCCCCAAAACCUACUGGACCCGAGAGCUGAAUGGCGAUGAGCUCAUACUAACGUUUGGGGCAGACGACGUAGUUUGCACACGGAUUUAUGUCCGGGAAUGAAGCCCAGCAUCCUCAUCAGGACAAGACAGGAUGGAAACCCAGUUGGCUACACCACAGCUGUUUUAAACCCAUCAGCCCUCUGUCAUGCUAACAUGCUUGCAGAUUUGCAAUGUGUCCUGUAUAAUCUCUCAGUAAAACGUGCAUAGUCUACACAUACAAUAGCAAUGUUUCUGUAAUCUGGUCAUUUGUGGUGUGUUACAGUCCUGAAGUACAGUAGCUGCCCGCUGGAUGCUCAGUGUUCAUAUCUGCAACCCUGUUGUCAUUUUGUUUUGGUAGAGUUUAAGCAUUCAUUAGGUAUUUGUGUUCAGUGACAAACAACAAUAAAAA